Molecule: messenger RNA, 759 nt
Organism: Brassicogethes aeneus
Lineage: Eukaryota; Metazoa; Arthropoda; Insecta; Coleoptera; Nitidulidae
Source: the annotation of a GenBank genome assembly
AUGAUAAAUUUGUAUUAUAUUAAGGGCGAUGUGUAUGUAUUUAAUGUGGACAAUUGGUUUGAAUUGAGAAAAUCGCAUCGAAUUAUAGGUGAGAUUGUGGGAAGUACCUUAUUUGUUCCUUCACUACCUGUUAAGUUGUUGCCAGAGGAAGUAGUGUUCUUAUUGGGCAAAAAUAUUGCAAAAUUGUACGAAAUUGAGGGUGUACCGAACUGCGAUGGAGUGUUUGAGGCAGAGUUAUUGGAAAAACAAAAAGUUGAAUAUAAAAAAGUGCGAUAUCAACAACUGGACAGGUUUUUGGAUCACAUAGUCGAACAACGUCGUGAAAAUGGUGAUGAAACUUCAGUCAAAGAUAUCAUCGAAGAAGAAUUAGAAAAAUCCUGCACUGUAGACAUAAAUAACUUCAUACACCCAAUAUUUUUAGAAAAUAUACACGAAAGAGAUCUUAAACAACUCUCAGUUGAAAAAAUCCACCCCAAAACCAACCAACUAAAAAUUCAAAUAUACAGCGACUUGUGGUCAAAGGGUUACUACAUAACUCACGGCCACAAGUUUGGGGGGGACUUUUUGGUGUAUGUGGGGGACCCUGCGGCAUACCACGCCAUGUUUAUAGUGAGAUGUGUGGGAGACAGCCAACCAUUAUCACCUCAGGAAAUAGUGGCGUUUGGGAGGCUCGGCACCUCUGUGAGAAAAAGGGCAAUAUUGGCCUCGAUAAUGGAAGGGGUUGUGGGUUAUGUUACCAUUAACUGGAUAGAUGCCUGA